AUGGCGGUCGAGGACUUGGAGAAGCUCUUGAGGGCUUUGCCGGCUGAGGGCGCCUUGCGUGGCCUGGAAGUCCUUGAGACCUUGGUGCGCAACGUGGUGCGGGCGCCGGAAGAGGAGAAGUUUAGGAGGCUCCGCACCAGCAACGAGAAGCUGGCGCCCCUCCUCAACCUCCCAGGAGCCCGUGCCGUCAUGGAAUGCAUGGGUUGGGAAGCAGCCGAUGAGUUCUUGGUUCUCCCGAUGAACGUUGAGCUGGACUUCCCGAACCACGUGUCGAAGAUCCUGGACGCCAAGUCCCACUUCCUCCUCCGUGACCAAACUGAGAAGCGUGUUGCCAAGAUUGCCCAGGCCCCCGCACAACGAGAAAGCGAGCUGGCAGAGGUCCGCGCCCUCCAGAAGCAGAAAUACCAGGACGGUGGCAGCCCCUCGGAGCCCUACGAGGAGUACCGACCCUUCGAAGAGCCGAAGCCCGACGCCUCCCUUUGCGAAGGCUGCGCUUCCUGGUGCUGCUGCUGCUCCUGGCUCGGAGGCUCCUGGACCAGCCCGGCCCGGAAGCCGAAGAUGAGGACUUUGGACGACAUCCCGCGGCAGAUGGACAUGAGCGACGUAAGCGCCGGCCUCCAGGUGGCGCGCCUCCUUGGCGGCGGCUGA
Symbiodinium natans is the source of this 648-nucleotide messenger RNA. NCBI's taxonomy places the organism in Eukaryota, Dinophyceae, Suessiales, Symbiodiniaceae. The record is from the annotation of a GenBank genome assembly.